This is a messenger RNA of Pestalotiopsis fici W106-1, 3585 nucleotides long. RefSeq lists its product as uncharacterized. Gene Ontology annotation, biological process: regulation of DNA-templated transcription. Lineage: Eukaryota; Fungi; Ascomycota; Sordariomycetes; Amphisphaeriales; Sporocadaceae. The coding region runs from base 1 to 3585 and encodes 1194 amino acids. The transcript has 3 exons. The record is from RefSeq and is a predicted model, not a curated record. Gene Ontology annotation, molecular function: DNA binding.
AUGGAUUUCAUUAACUGGGAUGCAGCUGGUGCUGAAACCGGCUUUGACCUCCAGUCACCUGCGGAGGGCGCAAUCAACCCGUCAGACGACACCAACAUGAACUUGGUUCUCGGCGACGUGGAUGGCGAUGACUUUUCCUACUGGGCUCUGGAGCACUUUGACUCGACGCAGAUACCCCUAGACCUUCCCAUGACGUCUGGCGAUGACACCUUUGGGCCGCUUCCUGUCGAGGGGAGUUUUGAUCCUCCCCUUCCGGCCCAGAUGUCGUGGGAGUUUCCCGAAGCGCCAUGUAGUCACUGCCGUGUUGGCGGAUAUGAAUGCAAGCGUAUUAGGGAGGGUAAAUACAAGGGUUACUGCACGAGCUGUGUUGCUUUGAGGUGCGAGUGCAGCUUCGGUCCCAAGGGAAACCAUGCCGGGUCCGAGGCGGGAGAAACCUUUCCAGCAAACCCGUGGCCGACGAUGGGUGAUCGUCCAGAGACGUCCAUCCUCCACGAAGAUGAGCUUGCGGCACUGUCGAACCGUACCAUCAAUGUCUCGCAGCCCGUCAUGCCCAUUGAUGGCGAGACACAAUACCCCUCCGCUAAACCGGCAGCCAAGAUUGGAGCUCGGUUCUCUCGCGAGUCGGUCAGAAUUCUCAAGAACUGGGUAUCUACACACAGCCGCCACCCCUAUCCAUCAGAAGAGGAAAAAGAGAGCCUGCAAAAGAUCACAGGCCUAAACAAGACCCAAAUCACCAAUUGGCUUGCCAAUGCUCGGCGACGAGGCAAGAUUCAACCAACACGCUCGAUAUCCCCGCACGUGGGUAUGGGCUACGCACAAGCAAUGGACAUCCCGCAGCGCAGAGGAACACCGAGGUCCAUGGAGCACAUGAACCCCUUGCAGCGUUGGGCCAACUCGCCCCCCGAGAACGAACCCGCCUCCGUCACUGCCAUUGCUCGUGCCGUUACCGCCUCGAGCAGUUCUGCCAUCUCGUCCAGCUCGGGACGUAACAGUCCUUACAUUUCUGGCUACUCGGACGAUGGAUCGAGCAGAUCACUCUGCAAUCAGUCGUCGGCUAGCAGUUUCUCCAACUCACACGGCUCAAGUGGUGGCUCUUUUGCCUCGACCUUCUCGCACCAGUCGCGCGGCUCCUUUGGGUCUCUACCCUCAUUUGCCCGCAACCACCGUGGCCGCAGACGGCGCAGACGAGCACCACCGAAGCGAGCCGAUGAGGCUUUUGCACAACCUCUCAAGACGUUCCAGUGCACUUUCUGCACGGAAACCUUUAGAACCAAACACGAUUGGCAGCGGCACGAGAAGUCUCUCCAUCUCUCACUUGAGCGAUGGGUCUGCUCGCCAGACGGUGCCAAGGCUGUCAAUCCUCUGACUGGUGUCAUGAGCUGCGUCUUUUGCGGAGAGGCCAACCCCGACGACGCUCACAUUGAGUCUCACAACUUCACUGCUUGUACCGAGAGGACAUUGGAGGAGCGCACAUUCUACCGCAAGGAUCAUCUCCGCCAACACCUCAAACUAGUUCACGAUGUCAAGUUCUUGCCGUGGGCCAUGGAGCAGUGGCGUGUCAACACGCCUGCCAUUCGAUCUCGCUGUGGUUUUUGUGGCACCGUCAUGGACAGCUGGUCCAUUCGUGUGGACCAUCUCGCCGAGCACUUCAAGACUGGUUACACCAUGGCCGACUGGAAAGGUGACUGGGGUUUCGACACUCCUGUGCUUGAUAUGGUCGAGAAUUCCGUGCCGCCUUACCUUAUUCACGACGAACGCAACAGCGCGCUGCCAUUCACGGCCAACACAAACAACCCAUCGACUCCGAGGGAUGCCUAUGAGCUGCUCAAGCUGGAGCUGACCUACUGGGCACAAAAACAGACAGUAGAUACUGGCCGACCUCCCACGGAUGACGAGCUACAGCAAGAAGCUUGUCGAAUCGUAUUCAGUGCCGACAUUAACUCCAAGAAGUCUUCUCAUGCGACUUCAUCGUGGCUUAGGGAUCUGAUCAAGGGCAGAAAUGACCUGACUCAAACAGCUAUGCUCCAACCGAUCCGAAAGUCAUCCGAGAAUGAGUUGUACAACCUUCGCAUCAACGGGAAGGACAAUAUUUUCGAGAAUUGCGAGUUUGAGACUCAGCUCCAGGACUUUGUCAAGGCUCGUCAACUACUUGGCCUAACAGCCAUGGACCAUGAGCUCCAAACUGAAGCCUGUAAGAUUAUCGGUAGGAUCGAGGAAAAGUCUUCGAGCACUUCCGAGGACGUGGCCAAUUGGUUGGUGCGUCUCAUUCUAACCUCCACGACCUGGCUUGCCGACUUCCGUAGGCGUGCUCACCUGCCACGGAGCGAGGAUAUCGUCGAGGACAGUAUCAGAGGCAAAGACCCGAUGCUCAUUGACUCGACCGUCCACAACUAUAGCAGGCUCGACCGUGAAUUGGGAGAGUUCUUGCAAACGCAAAGAUCAAUGGGCAUGGAGCCAACGGAUGCUGACCUUCAAUUACAAGCUCGGCUCAUCAUCUACGAUGAAGCCGACGAUUGGAACCAGACGGCCGCAGAUGAUGCCGCUUGGUUGGUGCAGUUUAGGCAGCGUCAUCCACCUCUGAACACGCCAGUGACCAUCUCCCCCACCAACAGUUCACCCUACAGCCAAGGCCUGUCCUUUAUUCCGACGCUACAGCCGGCGGCUUGUGCCUCUUCUGGUGCGAGUACCUCUCCAGGCAGUUUCCUGCCACCGCCCCGCUCAAUGAGGCCUGGGCCAUUCUUCCUCAACGAUGCCAAUUGCUACAGACGACUCGCCGCACAUCUUGGUCGCUUUGUGGCUUCUACAAUGUCUCCAAACAAUCCAAACUGCCAUGUACCCACAGACGAAGAGCUUCAACACCAAGCCAGAUGGAUUGUUUAUGAUGAUGAUGAUCCAUGGAAUCAAACGGCGGCAGACAAUGCAGAGUGGCUGCAAAGGUUUAAGCGAGAUAACGGAAUAUUACAAUCACCAGGCCCUGGUCUGGCACAAGAUGUGGUACAAUGGAAGGUUGCGGAUGGUGGCACUGGCUUUGCUCCUCCUUACGUGUGCUUGAGUCCGCAAGUCACGUUGGAACCACUACAGGAGAAUCCCAAGAUCUUCUGCCGCGAAGAGUCGAAGCCUUUCGAGCCUGAUGCUGCGACGGCAAACCGUUUCCUAAAGACUCUGAACCAGCGAUACGCCGUCCCCGCCAAGGUUUUCUGCUCCAGAGAACUGGAAAAUGGUCUCACAGAGUACGUCAAGCGGGAAACAGCCAAGACGGGCGUCCUACCCACGGAUGAGGAGCUCCGCGACCGGGCCCGACAGAUUAUGAGCAUGCAAAAGACGGCGGCCGACGACCCGACCCUCCUUGAAAAGUUCAAGACGGCCAUGCAAUCUAUGUUCAUUCCUACCGAGACACAAGUUGCAGAUCUGACGACUACCAUGUUCCCUGCCACCUCGACCAUGGCUGCCCCGGCGUUCCCAGCAGAUGUGACGCCACUCGAUCCCUUGGACUUCUCGAGCACUCUGCCCAUGCCGGCAGAUAUAAACCUGACGGAUGAGCAAGUCAACUAUAUUUUGGGAGAUGUCGAUUUCAGUAGCUUUUGA